GUAUUGGAUAGACCUUAAACAUAGGAUACAAUCUAGAGCUGCACAAUAUAGGCACUAUGCUACAGGUACUGGUGGAGGGUGCUAAUGUUGAUAACUUAUCUGAAUUAGAUAUGGCCAUAUUGGGAACAGCAGCAGUAUUUGAAGAUACUGAACUUCAAAUUCCAUUUAGUAAGCAGUACACCCCCUCUGGUUUGACAAGAUGUGGAUGCAUUAUGCAUCAUUGCAUUGGCCUGUUUCAAAGGAUCUACGUACAGCUAUCAUGAGAUUAGUGUGCCAGUUAACGGAUUUGAUGCUUGACGCUGAACAUUCAACAAACUACAACAUGAAUAUUUGUUGGGAUGAUAACGAGGUUGAAAGGGUCAGGAGACUAAUUUGGAAAAUCGAGGAAGGGCAGAAGUUGUGCACGCAGUACCUACAAGAAGAUUAUUGUACUAUUGACCAGUUUUGUAAUGCUAUGAUUAAUUAUAACCUUAGAUCAGUUCUGUGUGAAAUUGCAAGGUAUUUACCUCCGAAAAUUAUCCUCAAAUAUAACCUCGUGUAUGAGGAUUGAACACUAUCUAUUUAAUUUGCUAUAGGAUUAUACCAUGCAUUAUUAUUAAAUAAAUACCUGACAUAUUGA
Acanthoscelides obtectus is the source of this 619-nucleotide messenger RNA. The record is from the annotation of a GenBank genome assembly. Lineage: Eukaryota; Metazoa; Arthropoda; Insecta; Coleoptera; Chrysomelidae.